This is a messenger RNA of Centruroides sculpturatus (bark scorpion), 946 nucleotides long. RefSeq names its product adult-specific rigid cuticular protein 15.7-like. The record is from RefSeq and is a predicted model, not a curated record. NCBI's taxonomy places the organism in Eukaryota, Metazoa, Arthropoda, Arachnida, Scorpiones, Buthidae. Gene Ontology annotation, molecular function: structural constituent of chitin-based larval cuticle. The transcript is spliced from 3 exons. Gene Ontology annotation, cellular component: chitin-based extracellular matrix. The coding region runs from base 182 to 721 and encodes 179 amino acids.
AACGACCUAGAAAAUGGGAAAAUAGACCUAUCUAUCACAUACCAAUUAACCAGUUUUCCUUCUGGAGCAGGAUCAACAUCCAAGGUCUUUGGAUAUAUUUCGGGUUUUUUCAAUCAAAAAUCGCUAUAAAAGAAGAAAUUUUGCAGGAGUAAAGUACAAUUCACCAAUAAAUCAAAGCAAAAUGUUCACCAAGGUAGCUGUACUCUUCGCUAUUGUCGCCGCCGUGUCUGCGGGAAUUGUUCCUGGAGCAGCUGUAGGAGGCCACAGUGUUAGUUCUCGCAAACAAGACGAUUUCGGAAACUACGCCUUUAAUUACCAGAUUGUUAAUGGAGUGGGUGCCACCAACGGACGCAGCGAAGUCGGUGACGGCUGGGGCAACAAGAGGGGAUCUUACGUCAUCGGUGACAUCGACGGACGUGCCAGAAGAGUGGAAUAUGUAGCCGACGCCGCCGGAUUCAGAGCCGUAGUCAAAACUAACGAACCAGGAACCGCCUUGAGCGCCCCAGCAGCCGCUGCCGUCGCAUCCCCCUACACUGGACCCAUUUCUGGAAGUCCAGCUGUCGUCGCUCACGCAGCAGUCGCCCCCGUGGCGGCGGUGGCAGCCCCCGUAGCCGCCGUAGGAUACAAGGGUGUUGUUGGAGCCCCCUUUGGUGCAUACGGUGCUUACGGUGCUUAUGGUGCUUACGGUGCCCCAGUAGCCGCUUUGGGCUACAAAGGCUAAAUCUGUAAAUUACAUAAUUUAUUUUCUUUUUUAAAUUACGUGGAUCGCUGAAAUCUAAGGCUGUUUCAAUGUUACUACGAGAGACCAUCGAAAUAAAAUUUGAUAUAUUUAUCACACGUUUGUUGAGUUUAUUGGUAUUUAACUUUAAGGCUAUCAUUGAAGCGUCGAUAUUAGUUUUUAUUGUAUUUAAAGAAUCGUAGUGACAUUUCGUUCAUUGCUUCGAGC